UCACUUAAGUGUAUGUUAUAAUUGUUGUUCCAUACGGUAUUAACUAUUAAGCAAUGAGCAUGCUAUUUAGACAUAAGUAUUUAAUAUUUAUAGUAGGUAGUUUCAACAUAAAUGUUUAGUAUUAGGAUACACCUUGGUACCUAUUUCCUAAAUAGUUCAUUGGUAAAUACUAUUAAACAUUUAUAAUUGAUGUUCCAGUGACUUGUGAAGUGUGUUUUUACUGAUAAGGACCUCGGAUCUGCAGACUACAGCCUACAUGGCUAUUUAGUUACAUUACUUCAUACUUAAUCUGACGGUAUUAUUUGCUACAAUCGAGUUUUUACACCGGCGUCCGGCUGGUAUAGUGGUGCUCCUCGAUGUGACCACUGACCGUGUUCUUAAAAGUUUCAAUCAUUGAAUCAUACAUUAUUCGGUUAUUAAGCGUUGGCUGAGGCCUGUAUAUUUUAAAUUGAAGUAGCACUUAUUCAUCUAAGAUGAGUCGUGGAGGGAAAUCAAAAAAUGCAUACCUGCCUGGAGAUUUGGUGGCAUUGGGUUCAAAAGCUAGUCGUGUUGAACCAAAUCCACAAGAGAAACGUGGUAGUAAUAUUUUAUUACAUAGAAAGUUAAUGGAAUCAACACUAUCUGAUAGAAAACGAACUGGACCCCCUAUAGCUGCUAUACCUAGUAAAAAGCCUAAACAUGCAGGCUCUAGUCAUAGUUCAUUUGCUUGGGAACAGAUGUGUAUUGAAGUUGAUUCUAUCGACUUAAUUGAAUCACUAAGUUAUUGUAUUCAAAAUCAGGAAAAUCUAAAAGCUGUUGGAUUACUUUUUGGAGCUUUUAAAAUCAUGCACACACAGCGAUUAAAACCAGAUUUAUUUUGGAGUUUAUUAAUUGCUGCUCGUCAGUUUCCUACAUUAUUUCAUAAUGAAGAAAUUAUAAAUGCUUUGUGCUCCAUCCUCACUUGUCAUUCAGUUGCUUCAACUAAACAGCGUCAAUAUAACAUAGUAGCUGCAAUUACUUCUGUUAAUUUAUUAAUAGUAUCACAUGAUAAGUUAUGUAACUGGCCAGAAGCAUUUGUUAAGGUUUUUGUAGAAGACUCAAUGGGUGAACGUUUGUGGGUAGAUAAUGAAGAAUGUCGACAUUUUGUUGAAAAUAUAAGAGUUAGCUUCAAUACACGUCCUUCACCUUUUAUUCCUUUGGAUUUUUUGGAUACAAUGAAUACACCAGAAACAGCAGUAUUUUCAGCAGAAACUUAUGAAGUUUCUGUUGUGCCAAGAUAUGGAGCUAAUCAAUCAGUAAUUGAAAAUAUAAUUUUAGACAUCGCCAAAGAAUAUUUAAUCAGAAGACAAUCAACUGAAGGAAUAUCCAGAAGCUUGUUAAAAUUAUUAUCUAUUGCUGCUGGAAUUUUGGAGAUUCGGGUCAUGGUUGCGGGUAAAUUGGAAGUUUGGUUACAAAAUGCUAAACUUGUACGGCCAGCCCAAGAAUUACUUUUAGCAGUUUGUGUUAACUGUACUUCACGCACUCAAAGAGACUUUGAUGUUAUUUCAACUAUCGUCAAAAUGAGAUUAAAAACAAAAGCCAUGGGUAACUUUUAUGUAUCAUGUAUCAAAGAAUUGAUUUCAAUAAAUUCAUGUAAUUUGCCAGUUAUAUUAAAAAAUGUAGUUUAUAAUGAAAUGUCUACCUCGCGAAAUACAAGUAAUAUGGCAAUUUUUCAAGUUAUUUUCAAAACUGAACCAGAUCAAAGUGCAUUACUUUUAGCUGACAUUUUUCAGGAAUUAUUGAUAUUGCGAGAUGAUUAUUUGAGACCAUUACGCGGACUUCUAAGAGAAAUAUCACGCCAAGUUCGGUCCGAUUUCAACUUUUUAACUUUUUGUCAAGGUCUUAUAGGUGCCAAAGAACCAUUAAAUCAGACUCCUGAAGUUAAGGAUAGAGUUUUUGCUGGAAUUAUAGAUCUUUUAACAUUGUGUAUAUUUUUAACUGUGUACCCUUAUUUGCGUUCAGAACGAAAAGACAUUGUACAGUUUGAAAAAAUGCAACAAGUUAUUUCAAAAAUUCAAAACGAUGGAGUUGUAUGGCUCCAGGAUAGUGUUUUAAGAACUUAUCGACCUGCUCCUACUGAUUUUGUUCAUGCAUUACAUAAAAUAUUGUUAAUGGAGGCAUCUGAACAGUAUUAUAAAUUAGAAAGUUGGCCUCCUGAGCAAGAUAGAACAACAAUAUUUAGAAUUGCUACUGAAGUACCAUUGCUACAAGGUACAGUUAUAACAAUACUUAUGAUUGGUUUAUCAAAAGAACACCCUUUGAACUCACCAGACGCCUUGGAGUUGGUAGAUCAAUUGGUAAAACGAGCUGCUUCGCUACAAGUGUAUCAGAAUUGUAAUGCCAUUAGAGCUGACAAAUGUGAAUUGUUUGAAAUUUUAUUGGAUUCAUGUGCAUAUCAUCAUCCUGAUAAAAUUGAGUUACCAUUAGGAUAUACACCUCCUCAAUUAGCCAUAUCAAAUUUAUAUUGGAAAACAUGGUUAAUAAUGUUAAUUUAUUGUGCUCACAUACCAUUAGUUUUUGGAACUCUAGCCUGCCGAAAAUAUCCAAUGUUAAGAAUAUUUAUUGAGAUGUGUAUUACAAAUAAUUUUUCUUUUCCCACAUUCCUGGAAGAUCUUCAAUUGCAGUCAGUCGAAAAACAAAAAAUACUUGAAUUUGAAUCUUAUUUGGCUGCCGCUUCUACAAAAGUCACAAUAACUGAACAGACGAGUUUACUGUUAAGUCAACUUAUGGGUAUGGAUCCUAUUGGUCCACCUAGGCGUCCACCAUCGUCUGUAUUAGAACAACUAAGAGUUAUGAAUACAAACUUACAUAUUGGUCACUUGUUAUGCCGAUCAAGAGACCCUGAUUUUCUUUUGGACAUUAUUCAACGCCAGGGAACUUCACAGUCAAUGCCCUGGCUGGCUGAUUUAGUAAAUUCAUCUGAAGGAUCAUUAAAUCAUUUACCUGUUCAGUGUUUAUGUGAAUUUUUAUUGAGUCCAAGUUGUCGACAACAAGGUAAAUUUAAUCAAUUACUAAAUCAUUUGAGAAAGCUGUUAAUGCAUCCAGAAACUGAUCCAAUUAUAAGUUGUGAAGUUUUGGAGUAUUUUUUGAGACGCUUAAGUUCUCCAACAAGUAGGCAACACGCUAUUUUAGGCUUAAAAUUACUAUUAAAUGAAACUGACGAUAAAAUUAUUGAUGUUGAUAAAGUAAUUGAAUCAAAAACUGAUGUUUCGUGGUUAUUAACAAGUUUACCACAGCUUCCAAAUUUUCCAGCUUUUAAGUCCCAAAUUGUUAUAGCUCUAAGACAAGCUUGUCAAGUAGAAAAUGAUCCACAUUUAAUAACAGCAUACUUGACGUUUCUGGCAGAACGGACAUCUGAUGUGGACAAGGUAGAUAGCUUAACUAAUGAGCAGCUUACUGACAUGGUGCUUGAUAUGGCACAAUUAAUUGUUGAACGGAGUACAGUUAUGGCUGCAGUUCUACCUAUAUCAACAGAUACAGUUACGGUGUUCAAUAUUGCACUAAAUUCUUUAGUCAACAUAUUUUAUACGUUUUUAAGCCGGGCUAGAGAACCUUGUCGUCAAAAUCAUCCUUGGUCAGAGAAUCAAGAUCAAAUUCUCGUAACAUGGCCUGGUGGUCAAGAAUGCACUUUACACAUUCUGGUUGUACAUGCUAUGAUUAUACUGUUGACUUAUGGUCCUCAGUGUAUUCAUGAUCCAUUGAAAUUUGAUAAUUUGUUAGAAGCUUGGUUUCCAACAGACCGAAAACAAAUGCCUAAAGCUUAUUUGGUUGAUACAUCAGAAGAAGCAUUACUCAUACCUGAUUGGCUUAAGCUACGUAUGAUUAGGUCGAGGGUUCCUAGGCUUGUAGAAGAAGCAUUGACCGAUCUUGAACCACCUCAGUUAAUAUUAUUUAUUCAAUCAUUUGGGAUACCAGUCGCUUCUAUGAGCAAACUAUUGGACAUUUUGGACAAAGCCGUGUGUAUUGAUCAAGAAGCCAUUAAAGCUGCUGUUAUGGAUAAAGCUUAUAUGGUUCAACUUGUUCAAGUACAGCAGAGACGUGGAGCACAGGGAGGUCAAAUAUUCUCAUCUGUUUUAACAUCAAAUGAAGAAUCAACGAUCAUGGCAGUAGAAGACAAAAAACAACCGUCUGAUAGAUUAAACUUAAAAAUAAAAGACGAUCCUAUUAGUUUAUUAGAAAGACAUAAAAAUAUAAAUGUUGAUUUAAUCAUAAAAAACCUUUUUACUUCUAAGAUGGAGGGUGAAGAAUUUUUAUCAUUGUUACAAUCACUAUCGCAAGAUCCAAAAUCACUAGCUCAAAGGUUUAUGCUUGCAAUGUUAAAAAAUAUGUCAAAAAGUAAAGGAUUUAUGCGUUCUGUCGUAGCAAAUGAAAAUAUAACAUGCCAUUUACUUAAAGUGUUGAUGAUGAAAUGUGGUUUCAACAAAAUAUUAUUGUCUAUUGUUAAAUUGAUGCUGGUUCAAUUGAAUUUGAAGAAAAAACAAAAUAAUUUGCUUACAAUUGUAUUAAAUUAUAAAAACAAAUAUGUGGAGAAAAAUAAAAAGACACCUCAAAAAAACAAAACAACAAAUGAUUCAGAAUUGAUGGAAGUAGAUAAUUUAAUUAAAGGACAAAAACGUUCACUUUUUGUAGAUCUGCCAAAAGAAAUUGAAUUAAAAAUAUCUGAUUUAACAAUUGAUCAACAGGUUAAUAUGUUGUUUUCAAAGACAACUAGUGAGAAAUGGAAUUCUGUAAGAAAAUGCAGACCAUACUUAUUAACAUUACUCAAUCACCACAUGAAUUGGUCAUCGUUGGAGUGUGUUUUAGAUAUUCUAUUACAGCUAAACAAUGUUGAAAAAUUUGAACCUUCAUCUGUUCUUGAUUUAAUAUCUGCUAUUACAACAAAUCCAAAACUAUGGCAAGGUAGAGAAAUGAAUGCUUCCAAAAGUAGAUCAAAUGAAGGGUUAAUGUUAUUGAACCAUGAUCAGCUCACUGCUCUGUUAUUGUACAUGAUUGAAGAGUGUAGAGUUAAACAUGAAGAUUCAAAUAUAACUUGGACAGAAUUAUCUGCAUUCAUGCUAACCAAAUUAUCAGUGAUAUUGAAAAACUGUUUGGCCAAAAAUGACUGUGUCGAAAUCUUUCACAAUAUUUAUUUGAAAUAUAUUAACAAUUCGAACAUUGCAGUGUUCAAACAAAUUUUAAGUCUUGUAUACACAAAUGAUCCAAAUAUCAUAAGUAAAUUACAAUAUUAUGAUAUGGAUGGCUUCUUGGAUCCAAUUAUUAUAAAAGAAAGUGAAGGAUGUGCUUUGGAUUCAAUUUCACACACUGUUGUGUCAUCAAUUGUGUCCACUAAAAUUAAAAGGGACAAAGAAUUGAAUAAAAAAAUAUAUGAUUAUGAAAUACUCGCUAAGCGGUUAUGUACCACUCACCCACUUUUGUUCUUAAGGGUAUUUGAACUACUAUCAGCCCCAUUGCGUAGGUGUUGUUACCUCGAGUUUAGAGCAAUGAAAUCAGGUCAUCUAUUAUUACUCAAUAAUAUUCUCGAUUUAUUAGAAAGUUUAGAGCCAACAGUGUAUUUGCCAUUUUACACGGACUCUCUUCACAAACUUUUGGGAAUUUUCUUGACCAUUAUUAGUAAUAAUUUAAACGUGAGCGCUGCAAGAAAAGAAUUUAAUACACUUUUAUCAAAAUUUGGUAACAGGGUACAGAGCUAUAUAGCUGCAAAUUCACAAGAUGCUAUGGUGUUUAUUAAAUCCAAUAUUAUGUGGUUUGGUAAUGUUAUUGAGAGGUACAAAACUAUUGGAAAUUUGAAUUUAUUAAUUAGUCAAAAUGAUCAAGUGAUUGUCUUACAGCCACCAAAUGAAACAUCAAAUGAUUUGCCAUAUGAUCACUUCUUUAGUUGUUUUAAGGAUUCUGAUUCUGCAACCAAUUUAUUAUCUGACAUGGAACGUUCUGCCUAUCGUAGUAAUCGAGCAUUGGAGCCAUUUUUAAAUAAAGUCACCUCGUUGAUCAGGAAUCCUAGUUCACAUUUACGUUUACCAUCUCUUGGACUAUUAUUGCAUUAUUUACAAUUUAAUAAUAGUAACUUGUCUACAAACUCUGUGUUGGUACCAGCAAUAUUGAGUGCACUGUUGUCCGAUGAUGAUGAAGUUUCUAGCACAAUAAGGAAUCAUAUUGAUUCAUUAUCUAUGUCGAGAGAAAUGGCAUUGUCUCUGUUACUGGAAACAUUCAAUGUUGGCAUAUACAAAAGUUUGAACACGACCCCCAUGAUUACAAAAACAAUUUCUACAAUGAAUCUUCAGUCUGGAUAUUAAAACUGUGUUGGAAAAUGUGUAUUACUAUUAUUCUUUGAUUUUAUGCGUUUUUAAGUUUUAACUGAGCUAUCAAGAAAUAUGUUUUUUUGUUAGAUACAAUAAUACAUUAACACUUAGCCAUUGAUAUAACAAGUAUUGAUUUAAUAAUAAAUGUUUCAAACAGACAAAAGUUUACGACAAUAAAAAUAAUUUUAAAUGAUAAUACAAUACCAUUAAGGUUGGUAGGAUUAUUUUAUAUAAACGAAUUAAAGUAUUAAAUCUCAAUCAAGCGUUGUUAAUUUUAAUUUUUGUUUACAUUGAAGCUUAACAAAUGUAUAAUUUUUUUUUUCACUGUACAAUAAUUAUUAGCUGUAACACAAACAUUAAGUUAUACUGUGAAAAUAUUUUUUUUGUAUAAUUAUAAUAAUAAUAAUAAUAGUAAUAUUAUGUACAAAUCCAUUUUAAUUAUGUAAUAUUAAAUGUUAGAUUUUUAAUCUACUUUCUUUGAUGAAUAAUAUGAAAAACAUUUUAUCAUGUUCCUUUGAUGGCAUAGGGGUAUGAGUGACAGAUCCCUCCAGGUCCUCUCUUUUUAGUCUUUUUGACAGGUGUUUUUACAUAAGUGUUUUCUAUGCACUUAUUACAGUGAGUGUAAAAUAGUAUGUGUUUUGUAAUAGUUAAUAAAUCAUUUUUUAUUUAUCAUAUUUUUAUUUUACUUAGUAAUGAUUCAAAAAAUUUAUAUUGGCCCGGACAAUCAAUUUGUUAACGCUGGACUUAAAUGUUUUUUAGUUUGAAAACUGAAUCAUUCAUUACAGAAGUGUUAAUUAUAUUUUAGUUAAUAUUGUUUUAUAUUAUGAGGAAUAAAAUAAUUAUGGUAAACUAUAAAUCAGUACUCAGUUGUAAUAAGACAGUGUCGAACCCUAAUGUGUAUAAAUUGUCUUUUUAAUUUGUACAUCCAUAAUAAUUAUAUGUAAUACCUAGUAAUUAUGGUCGUUUUUCUUGUCUUAUAGGUCAAGCAAAAUUAAAGAUAAUUGAUUACAGCUAAUGAAUAAUUUAUUUAAAAUGUAUCAAAUAUCAAGUCCGAUCACUCAUAUUUAAGUCUAAACAAUAAUUAUCGAGAUAAAAAUGUUGAUAAACAUUGAAAUUUUAAAAUUUUAAAAACAUGCAAAUAAAUGUAGAUUUUCAAUUUUGUAUUAAAUCCAAUAAACGUUUCUAAUUUGAAUACAAGUCAGGAGGAGUUUAGGACACAAAACAUUUGAUAUAAAGUUUUUUAUCAAUAUUUAUUAUCUCUGCUAAUUAUACUACAAAAAUGUACUAAUAAUAAAACUUAGACCGUAUUUUGAUUAUAAUAUAGUUAAUACUAUAAAUGGUUGAUAUGGUAUUCAACUAAUGAAACUAUGAAGUAAAAAUAAAGGUACUAACAACGUUUACAAUUAAACAACACAUUUCACAUAGGUGGAAAACAAACAUUCUGAUAGGAAGGCUAAAAAAAAAAAAAAUAAUAGUAAUAAGUAUAAUUAUUAAUUAUUAAUAGAUAUUCUAUUCUAUAUCUUCUUAUUAAUAUUAUUGAUGCUCUACAAUUCAAACAUUGUAUCAUACUACACAUACUUUUAGUGUCUACAAUAACUUUAUAAGAUUAAUGAUAUCGUAACACAGUUUUAAUUUAAUA
Molecule: messenger RNA, 7953 nt
Organism: Myzus persicae (green peach aphid)
Lineage: Eukaryota; Metazoa; Arthropoda; Insecta; Hemiptera; Aphididae
Gene: IntS1
Product: integrator complex subunit 1
Exons: 29
Coding region: 474-6308 (1944 amino acids)
Biological process (GO): U2 snRNA 3'-end processing
Cellular component (GO): integrator complex
Source: RefSeq, a predicted model, not a curated record